Molecule: messenger RNA, 716 nt
Organism: Merops nubicus (carmine bee-eater)
Lineage: Eukaryota; Metazoa; Chordata; Aves; Coraciiformes; Meropidae
Gene: TRMT9B
Product: KIAA1456 ortholog
Exons: 3
Biological process (GO): tRNA wobble uridine modification
Cellular component (GO): cytoplasm; nucleus
Molecular function (GO): S-adenosylmethionine-dependent methyltransferase activity; tRNA binding
Source: RefSeq, a predicted model, not a curated record
GGUGCAGAAAUGACAAAUACUUUCACAUCAGUUUUCAAGUCUAUAAAUUGGGUUGCGACUACUGUUUCCCACUGGUAGAGUUAGCACGAGGUGAAGGCCAUGAAGUAAUGGUGUGCCAUAACUUGUGUCUGCCUUACCAAAGUGAGUGCUUUGACACUGUCCUGUCCAUCACUGUGAUUCACCAUUUUUCAACGGAAGAGAGGCGCAUGCAAGCAAUAAAAGAGAUGGUUCCCAUCUUGAGAGUAGGAGGCCACAUAAUGAUAUAUGUGUGAGCAACCGAGCAAAAACUGAGAAGAUUUGAAAAGCAAGACAUCUUUUUUCCCUGGAAUCCUUCACCUCCUUCCUGCUCCUCGGAUACUCUCCAUGACUGCAGCAGAGCAUGUUUACUUGACCUGAUUUCACAUCAGAAAGAAUUAGCUGUCAGACAAGAACUUAAAAUAGACCAUUACCCACAACAAGGAGCUUUUUGCCAACCUUGGAGCAGAAGGAGAACAGGCUCUUCUCUGCAGAAAGCAGUCAAUGAGCAGGCCCUGACCAUGCAGAGCCAGCAGCAGACAGGUCCUGGUGGGGCUUGGCUGAGGUACUACCACAUUUUUAAAGGAGUUUGAGCUGUGCUGAUAGAACAUCAUGUUCCUGAGCUCCAUGUUACACAUUCAUACUUUGACCACGCCAGUUGGUUCAUGAUCGCAGAAAAGACUGAAGCGUGGAAGAUCUAG